Pogoniulus pusillus (Red-fronted tinkerbird) is the source of this 4238-nucleotide messenger RNA. RefSeq names its product upstream binding transcription factor (gene UBTF). The transcript is spliced from 21 exons. The record is from RefSeq and is a predicted model, not a curated record. Bases 877 to 3165 code for a protein of 762 amino acids. Lineage: Eukaryota; Metazoa; Chordata; Aves; Piciformes; Lybiidae.
CCUUCCUGCUUUUUGCUCUUCCCUCCCUUAUUUUUCCCUUAUUUUUCCCACUUAUUUUCCCUCCCUUUCUUUCUUCCGUUCCUCUCCCCUAUUUAUUUAAUAUUUUUUCCCCCUUCCCCCCCCUUAUUUUUAUGCAAACGCCGGGGUGAGGAUUGUUGCACAUGUAAGGAGAUUUUUUUUUCCUCUCCCUUUCCCCCCCUUCCCUCCUCUCUCCUUCCUCCUCCUCCUCUUUUUUUUUUUUUCUCUUUUUUUUUCCCUCUCUCCCUCCUUUCUCGCCACAGUGUUGCAAAAGCAAAGAGCAAUAAAAAAACACGGCGGGGGAAAAGCAAGCGGGCGGCGGGGCAGCCCGACCCGGCUCGGUUUACCGCUCGGGGAGCGGCGGAGGCCGGCGGCGGACCCCGGUGCUCAGAGCCCGGCUGAUUGGAAGGAGCAAAACGCAGCGCGAUGGAGGCGGGGGAAAGCGCGAUCGUCUCUGCGGGGACUGGAGCGCGUCCACGCCCGGGGCCAGCGCUGCAGAGCUGGCCGCCGUUCAACCGCCGCUCUGCUUCCCCGCCCCGGCCCCACCGAACCCCGGCCCCGCCGAGCUCUUCCGAGCCCGCGGGCCCCCCGCAGGUACGUGCCCCCGUGGCCGAGAACCGCCGCCGUGCUUUGAGUCCCCGUGUCCCCGCCGCCCCGGGUUCGCCAUUCGCCGCCCGCCCGCUCGCUCCGCCGGUGGGGCUGGAGGAGGCGCUUUGUUCCUCCCCGGGCUCCCGCCGCCGCUGCUGCUGCUGCUCCCGCCGCCACCGCCGCGCACCAGGCUCGAGCCGAGCGGGUGGCAGAGACCUCAGGUAGCGCCAGGGAGCCGGCGGCAGCGUCCUGGGCGCCCGCAGGUGGAGGAUGAACGGCGAAGCUGAGUGCCCUGCAGACCUGGAAAUGACGGCUCCCAAAAACCAAGAGCGCUGGUCGCAGGAGGACAUGCUGACUCUGCUGGAGUGCAUGAGGAACAAUCUGCCCUCCAACGACGGGAGCAAGUUCAAAACCACCGAGUCCCACCUGGACUGGGAGAAAGUGGCUUUCAAGGACUUCUCGGGGGAGAUGUGCAAGAUGAAGUGGAUGGAGAUCUCUAACGAGGUGAGGAAGUUUCGAACUCUGACAGAGCUCAUUAUGGAUGCUGAAGAGCACGUGAAGAAUCCCUACAAGGGCAAGAAGCUCAAGAAACACCCUGACUUCCCCAAGAAGCCCCUGACUCCCUAUUUCCGCUUCUUCAUGGAGAAGCGAGCCAAAUACGCCAAGCUGCACCCCGAGAUGAGCAACCUGGAUCUGACCAAGAUCCUGUCCAAGAAGUACAAGGAGCUUCCCGAGAAGAAGAAGAUGAAAUACAUCCAGGACUUCCAGCGAGAGAAACAGGAGUUUGAGAGGAACCUGGCGAGGUUCAGGGAAGAUCACCCAGACCUCAUCCAGAACGCCAAGAAAUCCGACGUCCCGGAGAAGCCCAAGACCCCCCAGCAGCUGUGGUACAACCACGAGAAGAAGAUCUACUUGAAAGUGCGUCCAGAUGCCACCACGAAGGAGGUGAAAGAGUCGCUGGGCAAGCAGUGGUCUCAACUCUCCGAUAAAAAGAGGCUGAAAUGGAUUCAUAAGGCCCUGGAACAGCGGAAGGAGUACGAGGAGAUCAUGAGGGACUACAUCCAGAAGCACCCCGAGCUGAACAUCAGCGAGGAGGGCAUCACCCGCUCCACCCUCACCAAGGCUGAGCGCCAGCUCAAGGACAAGUUCGACGGACGACCCACGAAGCCUCCCCCGAACAGCUACUCCCUGUACUGUGCAGAGCUGAUGGCCAACAUGAAAGACGUGCCCAGCACCGAGCGGAUGGUGCUGUGCAGCCAGCAGUGGAAGCUGCUCUCCCAGAAGGAAAAGGAUGCCUACCACAAAAAGUGUGACCAGAAAAAGAAAGACUACGAGAUUGAGCUGCUGCGCUUCCUGGAGAGCCUGCCUGAGGAGGAGCAGCAGCGGGUGCUAGGUGAGGAGAAGAUGCUGGGCAGCAACCGGAAAGGGGCAACGAGUCCUGCAUCCAAAAAGUCCUCACCGGAGACCGGCAAGGCCAGCUCGGAGAAGCCCAAGCGGCCGAUCUCUGCCAUGUUCAUCUUCUCGGAGGAGAAGCGGAAGCAGCUGCAGGAGGAGCGGCCGGAGCUGUCGGAGAGCGAGCUAACGCGCCUGCUGGCCCGCAUGUGGAACGACCUCUCCGAGAAGAAGAAGGCCAAGUACAAGGCGCGGGAGGCGGCGAUGAAGGCGCAGUCAGAGAAGAAGCACAGCUCAGACAAAGAGGAGCGCGGGAAGCUGCCAGAGUCCCCCAAGACAGCCGAGGAGAUCUGGCAGCAGAGUGUCAUCGGGGACUACCUGGCUCGCUUCAAGAAUGACCGGGGAAAGGCACUAAAGGCCAUGGAGGCCACCUGGAACAACAUGGAGAAGAAGGAGAAGCUGAUGUGGAUCAAAAAAGCAGCAGAAGAUCAGAAGCGAUACGAGAGGGAGCUGAGUGAGAUGCGAGCUCCUCCAUGCUCCACCAACUCUGCCAAGAAGAUGAAGUUCCAGGGAGAGCCCAAGAAACCUCCCAUGAACGGUUACCAGAAGUUCUCCCAGGAGCUGCUGUCCAAUGGGGAGCUGAACCACCUGCCGCUGAAGGAGCGGAUGGUGGAGAUCGGCAGCCGCUGGCAGCGCAUCUCCCAGGGCCAGAAGGACCACUACAAGAAACUGGCAGAGGAGCAGCAGAAGCAGUACAAGGUGCACCUCGACAUCUGGCUCAAGAGCCUCUCACCCCAGGAGCGAGCUGCUUACAAAGAACACACUUCCAAUAAGCGCAAGAGCAUAGGCAAGAUCCGGGGGCCCAACCCCAAGAUGAAGCCCACGAUGCAGUCCAAGUCGGAGUCAGAGGAUGAUGAUGACGAAGAGGAAGAGGAGGAAGACGACGAUGACGACGAUGAUGACGAUGAUGACAACGGCGACUCCUCAGAGGAAGGCGGAGACUCCUCGGAGUCGAGCAGCGAGGAGGAGAGCGAGGAUGGGGACGAGAACGAUGAGGAUGAUGAGGACGAGGAUGAUGAAGAUGAGGAUGACAACGACUCGGAGGGCAGCAGCAGCUCCUCCUCCUCCUCGGGGGACUCCUCUUCCCCCGACUCUGACUCCAACUGAUCCAGCCACGCUCUUAGUAACGUCCUUUGGUUUCUCGGUUUCAGUCCCAAAUCCUCCCCACCUCGGCCUCCUCCAGAACCUCAUUUCCUCCUCUUCCUCCAGCCCCUCCAGGUGAGCUGCAGCCCCUGCAGGACCCCCCCAGCCUGGGGAGCAGGAGGCAAAAGGAACCCUAGAGGAACCUCCUCUGCCAAGCUCACACGACGGAGGGCAGCUGGGAGCUGCUCCCCACCAUGUGCUGGGAGGGGAUAGAAGAAGGUGGGGGGCGACCCCCCCAAUCCCUCCCACCCCCCCUUACCGAGGAGGGGGGGGCACGAUUAUAGUUUUUGUUGGUUCUGUUUUUGGAGAGACUCCCUGGCCUCAGCCCUUACCUGGCACCUUGCUGCCAGCUCUGGACAAAAAACACACAGGAGAAAAACCAAACCAAACCCUCCCCCCCAUUUUUUUUUACUAAAACCCUUAGAAAUGGAUUAAAAAAACCUCCAACCCCCCCGCGCCCCCCCGCGCAGGCCCUCCGGGGCAGCCCCAGGCAGCGGGCACGGAGCAUGAGCCGAGGUGCUCAGGACUCAGCUGUUGGGACAAAGUCUCUUUGCCCGCUCCCUUUUCUUCUCUCCCCCUCCCCCCUCCAGCGUCUUGGGCCCCCCCGCGCCCCCCCAUCUUCCACCCUUGUACAGUCUGGAAGCUGCACCAGGAGCCCCUCCCCAGCCUGAGCCCAGGACCUCUGCAUCCAUGGCACUUGGGGACGUCGACCACGGACCCGGGACCCCCCCUCCUCCCCCACCCCAGCGUGUCCCAAGGGAGUGUGAUGGAAUUGGGGGGGGGAAUGGAUUUGGGGAGGGGGUGCAGGGGGGGUGUGUGUGCGAGUGUGUGUGUGUGAGGGGGCUCUGCUCCCCCUCCUCAUGCCUGGUGACCAAGUGGGGGGGAGGGGGGAGCAGGGGGGUGGUGCCAGGAGCCGCGGCGCCAGCCCCCCCGCGGCGCCCCCCCGCGCUGUCGGUGGUCGUUGUGCAGUUGUACUUUAUUUUAUUUUUUGUUGCUGUUGUUUUUUUUUUCCUUUUUAUAAAACAAGAAAGAUUCUU